Knipowitschia caucasica is the source of this 549-nucleotide messenger RNA. The record is from the annotation of a GenBank genome assembly. Lineage: Eukaryota; Metazoa; Chordata; Actinopteri; Gobiiformes; Gobiidae.
AUGGGCUGCUGCUCGCCGCGGUGCAUGCUGAUAGCCCUGUGCUGUCUACAGUUGGUGACGGCAAUGGAGCGGCAAGUCCUGGACUACCUGGGGUACCAGUGGGCCCCCAUCAUGGUCAACUUCUUCCAGAUCGUCAUGGUGAUCCUGGGCCUGUUCGGUGCCAUCCAGUAUCGGUCACGAUACGUCGUCAUGUACUUGCUCUGGACCUUGCUGUGGCUCGGCUGGAAUGUCUUUGUCUGCUGCCUGUACUUGGAUUUAGGAGGUCUUUCAAAGGAGAGUGAGGUUCUGACCCUGGGCCUGUCGUCCCAUCGCUCCUGGUGGGCAGAAAACACUCCUGGUUGUGAGUCUGAGUCGCAGCUGGUGUCUUCUUCCUGGUCCCAGCAGCAGGACCCAGAGCUCAUGGUGCUGCUCUGCUGGUUCCAGUACCAGCACAUCGAGAUCCUGCACUGCUGCCUCCAGCUGCUGGUCUCUCUCCUUGGAUUUGUUUACGCCUGUUACGUCGUCCAUAUCUUUGCAGAUGACAAUGACACCUAUUUCAAAUACCUGUGA